This is a messenger RNA of Xyrauchen texanus (razorback sucker), 1666 nucleotides long. RefSeq names its product E3 ubiquitin/ISG15 ligase TRIM25-like. The record is from RefSeq and is a predicted model, not a curated record. The annotation marks the transcript as partial. The transcript has 7 exons. Lineage: Eukaryota; Metazoa; Chordata; Actinopteri; Cypriniformes; Catostomidae. Gene Ontology annotation, molecular function: ubiquitin-protein transferase activity; zinc ion binding. Gene Ontology annotation, biological process: protein ubiquitination.
AUGGUAAUGAAAUAUACAGCGGAGAUUGCUAGAGUGCAAGAAAAUGUGAAAGGGUUGGAAAUUCAAUGGAAAGGUACUGAGGACACAAUUAAGAAGAUAGGUGAUCACAUGACAAUCCUCAGGGAGAAGCAAGAAGAGUCGGAGCGGUACAGUAGAAGAUGGAAUCUCCGUCUCCUGAAUCUUUCUGAAAGCAGCAACGAGGAUGUGAGGAAGGAGGUACUGGAAAUUAUUGCGGAAAUUAUUCCAGAGGAAAAGUCCAAGCUUGGAUUUAUGGUGGACACUGUGCAUAGGAUCGGACACCCGAGAGAGGAUAAAAGCACUCGCCCAGUCAUCAUCCAGCUUACCAUGAGAUCCUUUAGAUUCAAACUAUGGAGAGCUUCCCUCAACGCGGAUGUCAUGAAGAGAAAGAACCUCCGGAUGACUGAAGAUUUAACCCAACUAGAGAGACAAUGUAGAAAUAAACUGUGGCCUCUUGUGAUGACGGAAAGAAGACAAAAUGGCAGGGUUCUGUUGUCAUCAUUAACGGUGAUUAAAGAGAGGAAGAGCAAUGGCAGAAUCUUCAUCAACAUCACCAAAACAAAAACCAACCAGGAGAAACAGUUCAGAAGAUUCACGUCCAUUAGUGCACUAAAUGAGGAGCUUCAGUGUUCAAUCUGUCUGGAUGUGUUCACUGAUCCAGUCACAACUCCAUGUGGACACAACUUCUGCAAGACCUGCCUGAAUGAAUGCUGGAAAAACACACAGAACUGCAGCUGUCCAUUCUGUAAAGAAACAUUCAGCAAAAGACCUGAUCUGAAGAUUAAUACAACACUCAGAGAGGUCGUGCAACACUUUGAGAAGAAGUUUAAUCUGGGUAAAUCUGAAGUUCUCUGUGACUUCUGUGAUGAAAGAAAGCAGAAAGCCGUGAAGUCUUGUCUGACGUGUCAAAGCUCUUACUGUGAAACUCACCUGGAGCCUCAUCGGAGAGUUCUGGGUCUAAAGAAACACAAACUGAUGGACGCUGUGGAGAAUCUGGAGGAUUAUAUAUGCCAGAAACACGAGAGACCUCUGGAGCUGUUCUGCAGAGAUGAUCAGACGUGUGUGUGUUUGUUCUGCACUGAAGGAGACCACAAGACUCACAACACUGUUCCUAUAGAGGACGAGAGUGCAGAGAAGAAGAAUCAGCUGGUAAAGACACAGACAGACGUGCAGCAGAUGAUCCAGAACAGAAUGAAGAAGAUUCAAGACAUCCAACACUCUGUAGAGAUGAGAAAGAGAAACACAGAAGAAGAGAAAUCACACAGUGUUGAGGUGUUCACGACUCUGAUCCGCUCCAUUGAGAGAUGUCAGACUGAAGUUGUUGAGAUGUUGGAGGAGAAGCAGAAAGCAGCAGAGAAACAGGCUGAAGAUCUCAUUAAAGAGCUGGAGCAGGAGAUCACUGAGCUAAAGAGGAGAAACUCUGAGCUGGAGCAGAUCUCACACACUGAAGAUCAUCUUCAUCUCCUACAGAUUGACCCGUCCCUGUACAGCCCUAAAAACAGUAAGAACUGGACUGAGAUCAGUAUUGACACUCAUGUGAGUGUGGACACUCUGAAUACAGCUCUGACUCGACUCAAAGACACUCUACAUGACACUGUAGAUCAAAAACUCGGUCAAACUGUAUUGAGGAGGAUGCAGCAGUAUGCAG